Messenger RNA from Cavenderia fasciculata, 2073 nucleotides. Its product is annotated as chaperone Hsp40. The transcript is spliced from 3 exons. Gene Ontology annotation, molecular function: ATP binding; heat shock protein binding. The coding region runs from base 1 to 2073 and encodes 690 amino acids. The record is from RefSeq and is a predicted model, not a curated record. Gene Ontology annotation, biological process: protein folding; response to heat. Lineage: Eukaryota; Evosea; Eumycetozoa; Acytosteliales; Cavenderiaceae.
AUGGCUAGUAGAUUACCAGACUACUACAAGAUACUAGAAAUAGAUGUCACUGCAGAUAUAGAGAUUGUAAAGAAAGCUUACAAGAAGAUGGCACUAAAAUAUCAUCCAGACCGAAACAAGGGUAAUGAGAAAGACUCUGAAGAACACUUUAAGUUGGUUUCAGAGGCAUAUGCAGUGUUGUCGGAUACGGACAAGCGACGGGACUAUGAUAUAGCAUCACGUGAACCACCCCCUCCUCCUCAUAUGGGCGGUAGUGGAGCGGGCAUCAACAUUAAUGUGACGACCAACAAGUUUCGACGUACUCCGAUGGGACACGACGAGAUGUUUAACAUCUUUAACAACUUUUUCAGACAAAAGGGAUUCGCGGGCAUGCACCAUCACCAUCAUAGUACUGGUGGCUUCCAGAUGAAUUCGACGUCACCAUUUGGCCCGACUCCACAUGGUAUGGAUCCAUUUCAACAGUUUCACAACAAUCUACACGACUCGUUUGAAGGAAUGUUUCAAUUUGGCGGUAGUCCGACUUUUAGAUCGCCCAAACCACAACACCCACAACACCAACAUCAACAUCACCAACAUCACGCGCAUCAACAUCAUCAUCACCAUCAACAUCCGUUCCAAGCACCUCCACCCCCACCUCCACCACAACAUCCAAACUUUGGAUCACCCAUCAAUAUCGACGAUUCACCAACCACCGAGGAAGAGGAACAGUCGCCAUCAUCAUCGACGUCAUCGUCAUCGGUGCGUCAACGAAUCCUACAUCGAUACAAUAUGGCACUCUCGUUCCAAGAGUCAAUAUUUGGUUGCGAAAAGUCUGUCAAGUUUCCUGUAAAGACAGAAUGCGAUAAAUGUGCCGGAUCGGGCAGUGCAUCCAAGCAACGCGACUACACCACCUGUCCCAACUGCACGGGUAAUGGUAGAGUGUCCAAUUUUCUCAUGGCGUUUGUGUGCGACAUGUGCGAUGGGAAAGGUGUCACCUUGCGCAACCCCUGUAAUUUCUGCAAAGGUGAUGGUAUCAUGACUCAAAAUUAUGAAGAUACCAUUAUCAUUCCUGCAGGUAUAUCUGAUAAUUCUUGUCAAACAACAGUAUUAAAAGUAAAAAGAGCAAAAUCAUUAACAUCAUUUGAUGAACAUGAAUUGAUUAUAAAGUUUGAGGUGGAGAGACACCCAUUUUUUAUUCGAGAAGGAAAUAAUGUGAUUAUUGGCGUACCGAUCAGUACGACACUGGCACUGUUUGGCGGCAAUUUAGAGGUGCCCACGAUAUAUGGCAAAAAUGCCGUGGUUGCGGUACCCCCCUACGAAGGACAGUCAAACUAUGGUAUAACAGCUCCACGAUGUGGCUUUAAAGACCCAGAUGGCAGGGGUGUUGGAGACAUGAUUAUCAACUUUGUCAUUGAAACACCGGCAAUGUCAACACUAACAGCACGCGAAAGAGAAUUGUAUAGAGAGAUUGCAUUGAUUGAAAAAACAAAACAACCCUCAAAACUACAAACUCAAUACUAUGAACAAAUUGGUGUUUGGAAUAAUAGUUUAAAGAAUUUUAUAGUUGUUGAUUCUCCUCCUCAACAACAAGCUCAACAACAACAACAACAAUCGAUGCAACAACAUCUUCAACAACAACAGCAACAUUUACAACAACAACAACAACAUCUUCAACAACAACAACAACAUGUUCAUCAACAACAUCUUCACCAACAAAACAUUCAACAACAACAUCAACAACAACACCAACAACAACACCAACAACAUUUUCAACCACAAUCACAUUUUCAACUUUUCCAACAACAACAGCAACAACAACAACAACAGCCAUUUGUAAAUUUAGUAUCAAGUACGAGAGUAUCCUCUCCUACCAUUUCAUCACCACUAAACGGAUUUUCGUCAAAUUCAAUACAUGUAGAUAGCUUUACUUUUAAUAUUGGUCAACCUCAACAAUCUUCAUCGUCGUCGUCGUCGUCUUCAUCUUCAUCAUCAUCAACAACUUCCUCUUCUACCUCAUCGUCCACUUCCUCGUCCACUACUUCUUCGUCAACCUUGUCUUCGUCAUCGUCCAAUAAUAAACCAAGUAAAAUAUAG